UUUAUCUGCGCGAUUUUAGGCGAUUGAUCGAUUCAGCUUCAGAGGAUUUGGAGCGAGGAAAAACCUGACGGCUGACGGUUUGAAAAACACGUUUGCAGUGAGAAUAGUUGAAAGCAUGCUCUCACGGCAAAUCAGAAUGACACUGAAGAGGAUAGCGUACAGUGUACGGCCCAGCUGCCAGCUGGUCUUGAUUGUUCUGGGCGUGCUCACUGUCGUCUGGGUGCUGAUUCUGCUACAGAGGCCCCUGGAGGACAUGGCGUCCACCAAGAACAAACGCAUAGAAGUGCCAAGACCCAAGGAAUAUGCUACCAAGAAAGCGUAUGAAACCGAUAUAGAGAUUGUUUACAAACAAGGAUUCCUAGGGUACAACACAUCAAGGAUCCCAGCCCUGGUUUAUCAUCAGGGCUACUUCCUAGCAUUCUGUGAGGCUAGAAAGGAAACCUUCAGGGACAUUGGAAGCAUGGACCUGGUGGUGCGACGAGGCAGGAGGUUGGAUUGGAAGGUGCAGUGGGGAGAGGUCAUAGUAGUCGUCACUAAACCAGGUUACAGGGUAAUGAACCCUUGUCCAAUUGUAGACAAGGACCUGGAAGCUAUUGUUUUAGUCUUCAUAGCCAUCCCAGCUCAUCUGAGUCAGUGGACGAUGGUGGAAGAUGGAUUCAUACAACAACAGGUCAUGGUUACAAGGAGUUUUGAUAAUGGGUUGACGUGGACCUAUCCCCGUGACAUCACAGCCAGCACUCUAGGCAAGAUGCGUAUCCCGCCGGGAAUCUACGCCCCAGGUCCCGGUCAUGGCAUCCAGACCUCAUCAGGGAAACUCGUCAUUCCAGGCAACUAUUUUGUGAAAGACAAGUUCGGCUCAAUGCUCAAAAAUAACGAUAACUUUAACGACAGCACCAACUAUGCUAAUGUGGUGAUCAGCAGGGACCACGGCCUGUCGUGGUACUUUGGCGGUAGCAUACCGUUUGAUUUUGACCGGACGUGGCGUCCUAUCCACACUGCCGAGCCAAUGGUUGUUGAAAUGCAAGAGGGAGUGCUCAUGCUAAACACCCGAACCCUGCAUCCCGACUUACCCAGAGUUCAAUCCUGGAGCAGAAACGAGGGACAUUCCUUCUCCUCGGGAAAACUAGUACCUGAACUCAUCGAGCCCGGGUAUAAGUUGGUCAACAAUGAAACGCAGUCAUCUAAAGCGGCAGGGUGCCAGGCUAGCCUAAUAGGCUUCCCAGCACCCCACCACAUCAGUAAGCACAAGACCUGGUUAGCUUUCUCCAAUCCGGCCUCCAUGUUCCGCGAGCACAUGUCGGUCCGUCUAAGCAGGGACGGAGGCCGGACCUACACCAACCCCUGGACGAUAUACGAUCUCCCCGCCGCCUACUCGGACCUGACGUAUUUUGAGACGCUGGACCGGGAGACGGGUCUGAAGCUGCAGAACUUUGCCAUCCUCUUUGAAGGAGGCACGGACACUCCCUACGAGAAGAUCAUGUUUAAAAUGUUCAACCUGGAUGCCUUGCUGUCCAGGGUGCCAAGGACUAUCAGACGACAUCGGACUGCCGCCGGUAGUGACUGAGAAUUGCUUUUUCACUUUAAGUUUUGAAUUUGUUAAGUUAGUCACAUAUUGAGGAAAGUGUUCUGUCAAGUCCAUCACGAGAAGAUCAUGUUUAAAAUGUUCAACCUGGACGCCUUGCUGUCCAGGGUACCAAGGACUAUCAGUUGACUUCGGACUGCUGCAACUUGUGACUGAGAAUUUUUUUUUUUUUAAUUUGAGUUUUGAAUUUGUUAAGUUAGUCACAUAUUGAGGAAAGCGUUCUGUCAAGUCCAUCACAAGUCCUCCAGUCCUAAGUCAAGUCACAAGCUAUUCCAAUGAACUGUAAACAUUGCACGGCCUUGUUACAGUUUGUCCGCUGCUAAUUUUGGCAAGACUGGGGAAUAGACCUGUGAUUUAUUUGUGGCCGAAUUUGCGCUGGACGUUUGAUGACAUUUUGAUGGACUUGUGAUGGACUUGAAAAUGGCUCUGACUCAAGUUGCCAGUGGGUUAAUUUUAUUUGCCAAAGAACAAAUCGAUAAGGUGUUGCAAUCAAGUAUGAGACUCUUGUGUUCGUGAGAAAAUUUUCUAACCAGGGGCACAGAUUUGGUCAAGUUGAAGGCAUCUACUUAUUAACAAGGUUGAUAUUGUCAAAUGGAAUCGCAGCUAAGGCACCUUGGAUGAUCUGUGAGAGUGGAUGGUACUGUAGUGCUGUGCGUUUUCGAAUAAUUUUGUAUGUGUGCAUUCGAUUAUUCUAACAUGGACUUGAUCGAAUAUUCAAAUAUUCGAAAUGGGCGUAUCAAGUUUUACCUGCGCCAUCCGUAGCUGACCACCAAUCAUGAUCUGUGUGUGCUGCACUUGUCAAAAAUUGGCAAAGAGCGUUGAAACAAUACAAAGAACAUCAUGGCUGUAUCAAUAUAUAUUUUUUUUUGAGAUAAAGGAAUGGCUGAUGUUUGACAGAUUUUACAGAGGAAUUUUCAGCUUAUGUUCCUCAUGGAAGCGCCCAAAAUCAUGCAUGUAGUCUGGCUUUUGACAAAAGUGUGGCAUUUGACAGUGAAACCAUGUAACAUACUAAAAUAUUGUGGACGUUUUUCAUCAUUUCUUCGAGAGACCACUCGCAUUUUUUUGAAAAAUCUGAAUUGAAAAAAAAAAGCUAUUCGGAUAUUCGGUGGAGGAUUGAAUAUUCAGUAUAUCAGGCACAGAGCCCUAUGGUGCUGUUGGAUCUCACAUGAGCCUGUCAGUGCACUACUUCGCACACAUGAACCAAGUCUCAUCUCUGCCUGCACAAUCAUGUAGCAUCUUUACAUGAAAAAUGUAUUUCCACAUCUUCAGGUGGAACACGCCUGAUGAGUCUCGGGGCUUUGCCCACUGGUUUUCAUAACCUUUGCUCAUGAGUCACAUAUUGCACUACAUGUAGCUGUUGAUGUCAUAACUUUGCAUAGUCCAUUUGCAAAGCCGCCUUGUCCAACUCUUUACACCGUGUUUGCCACACCACAUGCAAUUAACCUUUUUGAGAUAUCGCGGAUGCAAUAGGAUGGGGCUUAAUUUGUAGGGGCUUAAUUUGGGUAAAUACAAAAGAUUUUACCCAGACCAAAUGACGCUUUUAUUGUGUACACCAUAUCUCAAACAGGCUAACUGAAUGGAGCACGGUAGUAACUCAGCUAUAACAUGGCGGUUGCUGGAUGGCAUAAUUAGUGAAAGUGGCAAGUCAAACAUUUUUUUUUUGGUGAGGCUCUAGUGUCGCUGUGGAAAUGCUUACCGCCAUUAGUUUUGUAUUAUUUUAAAGCUUGGAAUCGUAACUUUAUCCCUGGUAAGUAUUGGUUUUAUUUUCACAAGGGUUUUGAAAUGGAAUCAUGUUCCAAUAUAGGCAUGUCAAAAACAUACUUAAUUGAUUUCAAAGAAAAAUCAAUCGUGUGAUUUUUUUCUAAUGUGGAAAUGGUUAAUCAUGUAGAAAAUGUGAAGAUCUCGUUGCCUUUUACUUUGUGUGUUUCCUAUUCUUUUCGAUCCACGUAGGCUACACCUCAAAUGAAUUCACUGUUCUUCGUUUCAAGUUCAAUUUUGAAAUUCACGUGCAAGUAUGUACCUACUCAAAAAAGCGCGCUCAAAGUGUGACUUAAGUUCGCAUCUGAUCAAUUUUUCUUGAAAUCGGUUGAGUUUGUUUUCGACAUGCCUUUAUUUGAACACGAAUAAUUUUAAAACUCUUCUAAUUAU
Patiria miniata (bat star) is the source of this 3730-nucleotide messenger RNA. RefSeq names its product sialidase-3-like. Lineage: Eukaryota; Metazoa; Echinodermata; Asteroidea; Valvatida; Asterinidae. The transcript has 10 exons. Bases 116 to 1564 code for a protein of 482 amino acids. Gene Ontology annotation, cellular component: membrane; lysosome; cytoplasm. Gene Ontology annotation, biological process: oligosaccharide catabolic process; ganglioside catabolic process. Gene Ontology annotation, molecular function: exo-alpha-sialidase activity. The record is from RefSeq and is a predicted model, not a curated record.